AUGGCUAUGGAUGAGAUCUCCGAUAGCAUACCAUCAGCUUGGAGGCAAUCUACAUUCCCAAACGCUGCGUACAAAAGCAAAGCCUACUUCCUUUCCUCAACAUAUAACAUUCCACUCAAGUUUUUCCACAUGUACUCAUUUCGUUACUACCUAGAUUCCUGGAUAGAAGUGGCAUCCCAACCUUCCUCCUCAUCUUUAUCCUCCUCCGCAGCAAAUGAUGAGAUUGUUACAACUGGCCUUAGGGUUCCACCUCGUCGGAUGCGUGGAAAUCGCCAGGUCAUUGCUGCGCAAGAUCUAAAUAUUACAUACUCCCAUCGACAUUCCGUUGCAAACGAUAGUAGUCAGGAAGAGUACGAAGAGACAGAGAGCGAUUCUGAUCGCAUCUUGAGCAGCUCCAAUGAAGAUAUCCGCGCAAGCCGUCGUCACACAGUCACUUUUAUCCCUGGGAAUUCAUCUACUUCCGAUGUAGCAAUGUCCAGCGAAGAUGAUGACAACCUAACAGCUUUGGGGCCGUCAAAUCGAUCUUCCUUCACCCCACAACCAAAUGUAUUCUCGCAUCCCCCCGCCUCGCAGACAAAUAUUCAAUCCCAAGCAGCAUACCCCUCAGAAAGUCACGCGGCAAACCGCAUCGAAAAUAGAACUAGAAGCCAUCGGAACUCCAGGAGUAGCAUACAAUCCUCACGCCGUUUCCGAAACCAACAUCCACAACAUUCCCCUUACAAUAUUUACUCUCCGUCACACCAAGCAGACCACGAUGCUGCUCUCCGUGCGAGUUUAUCUACCCUGUUGUCAUGUGCAGCGGCAGCUCGAGGCUUGACCAAGAGAGACAGUCAAUAUCAAGCGCCUGAACGGCCGAGCAGCCAUCCUGAACCUUCGUCAUUUCGACUUGUUCCUGAAACAGUCGCUGUUCAAGAAGAUGCGGCAGGUCAGCAUAAUAUUUCUAAUGAUGUGCAACACCGGUCCUCAUCUCUUUCACCAUCAAAACGAUCACGUUCACCCAUACAAUCAACAACAAGGGUGAGACGAAAAGCCAGUCCAUCUAAAACCCACCCUGUUGCUCCCACCUCGUCCAAGAAAACUCGUCGCACUACGUCGGAGACUAGUUCUCUAAUCAGCCCUACGAUAAUGACCUGGGUGGUAAGUGCUGGCGUCGUAGUAUUGUUCUCAGCAAUCAGUUUCUCUGCUGGUUAUGUUAUUGGCCGAGAGGUUGGAAGAACAGAAGGAAGCCAGGUUCUUUAUAAUUCUGGAGUAGGCAACGGAAUAUCAGGCGCAAGAACCAGUACAGGAUGCGGAAAGGAAGCCGUCAAGGGGGGGUUGAGACAGUUUCGAUGGGUCAGUGGAGGUUCCGGGUCCGCGGUUGCUGUUUGA
Ophidiomyces ophidiicola is the source of this 1368-nucleotide messenger RNA. RefSeq lists its product as uncharacterized. Bases 1 to 1368 code for a protein of 455 amino acids. The record is from RefSeq and is a predicted model, not a curated record. Lineage: Eukaryota; Fungi; Ascomycota; Eurotiomycetes; Onygenales; Onygenaceae. The transcript has a single exon.